Molecule: messenger RNA, 823 nt
Organism: Meloidogyne enterolobii
Lineage: Eukaryota; Metazoa; Nematoda; Chromadorea; Rhabditida; Meloidogynidae
Source: the annotation of a GenBank genome assembly
UAAAAACAGUAAAGAAACAAGCAAUAAAGGUUAGUGGAAGGAUGAAAUGUCUUCCCCUUUACCCCCACAAUUUCUUGCUGAAGAAUGUUCUGCCGAAAAUAAUUCUGUCACCCUAAGUUGGGUUUGUCAGCCUAAUGGGGCUUCUAUUGAAGGUUUUGUUCUUGAAUUAGACUCUGGCGAUGAUAAUUUUGAAGAAGUUUAUUGUGGACAAGAAUAUGCUUGUUCUGUGGAUGGUCUACAUUUCAAUACUUUUUACAAUGCGAGAUUAAAAGCUUUUAAUGCGGCAGGGGAAAGUACUUAUAGUGAACAAAUUUGUUUGCAGACUGCUCCAGUUGCUUGGUUUCAACUUAGCGAGGAUAAUUCAGCCGAAAAUUCUAAUGAACAACAACAAACUAUGAGGGAAAUACGUUCACAAAGUGUUGGGGGAAUAGUUAAUUCUGAAUUGUUGUUAUCGAAUAAUUGCUGUACAGUUACUGGAACGAGUAUGGAAUAUCGAACAAUUUUGGGUACAGUAACAUUCUCAAAAGGAGUUCAUUAUUGGGAGGUUAGUGUGGACAGAUAUGAUGGAAAUGCUGAUAUUGUAAUUGGAGUAGCCCAACCAUCGGUGAAUAGACAUGCAAUGCUUGGUAAAGAUGUACAUGGUUGGAGUAUGUAUGUUGAUGGAGAACGGUCUUGGUUUUUCCAUAACGAUACACACCAUGGAAGGAUGAGUGGAGGUGUUAAUGUUUGUGACUCUUUAAUUGGAGUUUUGAUGGAUUGUGAUAGGGGAACUCUUAGUUUUGCAAUAAAUGAAAGGCCUAUUUGUAUAGAUGCUUUUAAGUAA